Molecule: messenger RNA, 781 nt
Organism: Paramecium sonneborni
Lineage: Eukaryota; Ciliophora; Oligohymenophorea; Peniculida; Parameciidae
Source: the annotation of a GenBank genome assembly
AUGGAUUUAUGGUAAGGAAUAAUAGGUGUGAGGAAAUUACUUCAAAUGGUUAAAUAGUUGGAAUAGAAUAAUGUGAUGAUUAAAAUUUAAAUGCGUAGGAGGGUUGCUUUUUAAAAUAGAUAUGAUUUUCCUUUAUUUUGCUUAAGUUGUGUUAAUGGAAAAUGUUUGGAAUGCAAUAAAACUUAAGGGUAUGGUAGACUUGAUAUACAAAAUAAUAAAUGUUAAUCUGUAUAUGAAGAUGGCAUAAAAUCUGUUGAGGAAUAUUGUGAUAAUGGAAAUGAAAUUUCUUAUGAUGAAUGCUAUUAAUUUAAAUACUCUUGUGAUUUCAAUUGCAUCAAUUGCCAAUCAAGCAUAUGUGAAUAAUGCUUAAUUGGAUAUUAUUUGAAUAGAUAUCUUAAUUCUUGCUUUAGUAUUUGUGGUGAUGGAAUAAUUACUGAAAAUGAAUCAUGCGAUAAUAGAAAAUUAUGAAUGCUCUAGCUGUUAAAUAUAUUGCUAGCCUGAGUGUUUAAGUUUUUAAUAAGGAUAAUCUUAUUCUUGUGAAAACUAAGGUUGGGAGAUUGAUUUAAUAUAAGGCAUUAGCAAUUCCAAAUGUGGUGAUGGCAUAAUUGUAGGUAAAGAGCAGUAUGAUGAUGGCAAUGAAAUUGAAAAUGAUGGAUGUUAUUAAUGUGAAUUUCAAUGCUAAUAAUUAUGUACUAAAUGUUUAUCAGGAUUUUGUAUAGAAUUGAUACCCCAGGUUGGAUAUUAUAUGAAAAUUAUUGUGUAUUAUAUUGUGGAGAGUUGA